Dichomitus squalens LYAD-421 SS1 is the source of this 360-nucleotide messenger RNA. RefSeq lists its product as uncharacterized. The coding region runs from base 1 to 360 and encodes 119 amino acids. Lineage: Eukaryota; Fungi; Basidiomycota; Agaricomycetes; Polyporales; Polyporaceae. The record is from RefSeq and is a predicted model, not a curated record. Gene Ontology annotation, biological process: canonical NF-kappaB signal transduction. The transcript has a single exon.
AUGCGGACGAGGAGACAGGAGCUGGAGCGCGAGGCGGGGCGGAGGUACGAGGCGCGGUGGGUCGAACUCUUGAGCUCUGAAGAGACGCUCGGGUUCCGCGACGUCCCGUGGCCGAUGUUCUCCCAGCCAAGAUCGCUGGAGGAGCUCUCGGAGGCGAAGGUGGCGAAGUUCGUGCUGUCGCCUUUGCAUGCAGGGGAGACGAGGAGAGACAAGAUCCGGAACGCGCUCAAGCGAUGGCACCCGGAUCGCUUUGGGCGGUUAUCGGGGAGAGUCAAGGAGGAGGAGAAGGAGGCGAUAGAGGACGGCGUCGGCAUCGUCGCGCGAUGUUUGAACGACCUGCUCGAGCGCGAGAGUCAGUAG